CUAACUAUGCUCUACAUUCUAAUAGUUAUAGUGCUAACACUGGUGCUUUGGCACCUAUUCGUCAACUACCAUAAGGAUGCCAGGAUAUUCAGAAAGGUGCCGGGAACACCGGAUAGAUUCUUAUUCGGAAAUGCUUUGGAAGUAUAUGUGCCGCCAGACCAACUAUUUGAUGUCAGGAGAGCAUUGGCUAAAAAGUUCAAGGGUAUAUAUAGAAUCUACGUUUACCCGUUUAGAUUUUUAUCAAUUUACAAUCCAGAAGACAUAGAGAUUAUAUUGUCUGGUAUGAAAUUCCAUGAGAAGUCAUUUCUGUAUGAAUUUAUCCAGCCUUGGUUGGCAGAGGGACUCCUUCUUAGUAAAGGUGCAAAAUGGCAACAAAGGAGAAAGAUCUUAACGCCUGCCUUCCACUUUGAUAUUCUACGUCAGUUCCAUAUAACUAUGGAGGAGAACAGUAAGCGGUUGACAGAAACCUUGGCGGAUGUUUCAGGGGAAACCAAUAUUAUACCUAUUAUAAGCAACUACACGCUAAAUACUAUAUGCGAAACUGCAAUGGGCACGAAAUUAUCGGAAGAAACGUCAGCAGCAGGUGUAUCUUACAAGAAUGCAAUACUGACACUCGGCCAAAUAUUUGCACAACGUUUCACUAAAGUGUAUCUAUUCAUACAUUUUCUAUAUAACUUAUCUUCGUUCAAGACCAUGCAGCAGAAGUAUAUAGAUAUAGUGCAAAAAUUCACAGCAGAUGUUAUUAUUAAUCGCAAGAAAACUUUCAAGAAAAAUGAUUUAGACAUGAGUUUAGCAGAAGCAGAAGACGAUGGUGUUUAUAAGAAAAGAAAGAGAGCUGCAUUUUUGGAUUUAUUACUGGCCGCUGAGAGUGAAGGAAAAAUUGACACAUCUGGCAUUCAGGAAGAGGUCGACACUUUCAUGUUUGAGGGUCAUGAUACAACGGCAGCUGGACUUACGUUUUUAACAUUGAUGCUAGCAAAUCACCAAGAUGCACAGCAAAAAGUUUAUGAAGAAAUGCAGGGUAUAUUUGGAGAUUCAACAAGAACAGCUACAACUGAUGAUCUAUCUCAAAUGAAAUAUUUGGAACUUUGUAUAAAAGAGACUUUAAGACUCUAUCCCCCAGUUCACUUCGUGGGAAGAGUUUUAAAUGAAACAGUUAAAUUAAGUAAUUACACGAUUCCAGCUGGCACUGAGUGUUUAAUACAUAUAUUUGAUCUACAUCGCAGCGAAAGUUUAUAUAAAAAUGCAACGGCUUUUGAGCCUGAAAGAUUUUUACCUGAAAACAGUGUUGAUAGACAUCCAUAUGCUUACAUACCCUUCAGUGCUGGACCUAGAAAUUGUAUAGGUAAAAAAUUUGCAAUGAUGGAAAUGAAAUCAGCAAUGUCAGCGGUGAUUCGGCAAUACAAACUCGAACCGAUAACCAAACCAGAGGAAGUUCGAUUCGCCGGUGAUCUUAUUCUAAGAUCUAUCGAUCCUAUUUACGUGAAGAUAGUUAAAAGAUCUUAA
Achroia grisella is the source of this 1506-nucleotide messenger RNA. RefSeq names its product cytochrome P450 4C1-like. Gene Ontology annotation, molecular function: heme binding; iron ion binding; oxidoreductase activity, acting on paired donors, with incorporation or reduction of molecular oxygen. The transcript is spliced from 9 exons. Lineage: Eukaryota; Metazoa; Arthropoda; Insecta; Lepidoptera; Pyralidae. The record is from RefSeq and is a predicted model, not a curated record. The coding region runs from base 7 to 1506 and encodes 499 amino acids.